AUGACUGAACCAUUAGAAUCAAAAUUCAAAUUAAAAAUUAGAUCAAAAUCCAAAAUAAACUUAAUAGAUAAUAUAAAAAAUUUGACUAUUAGAAAAAAGAAAAAAAAUAAUCCAACCAAUAUUGAGGAUAUUUCUUUUAAUGAAAAUACAACAACUAAUAAAGAAACUCCUACAUUACCAGAAACAACAACUACUUCAAAUACAACUCAAACAAAUAAUAACAAUGUUAAUUUUACAAUAUCAUUAAAUAGUUCCGGUGUUAUGGAGCACAAUAAUAGUCCCUCAUCAUCUUCUUUGUCAAAACCAAUGAAAAUAUCAUAA
Messenger RNA from Heterostelium album PN500, 321 nucleotides. RefSeq lists its product as uncharacterized. Lineage: Eukaryota; Evosea; Eumycetozoa; Acytosteliales; Acytosteliaceae. The transcript has 3 exons. Bases 1 to 321 code for a protein of 106 amino acids. The record is from RefSeq and is a predicted model, not a curated record.